Prunus dulcis (almond) is the source of this 374-nucleotide messenger RNA. RefSeq names its product auxin-induced protein 15A-like. Lineage: Eukaryota; Viridiplantae; Streptophyta; Magnoliopsida; Rosales; Rosaceae. The record is from RefSeq and is a predicted model, not a curated record. The transcript has a single exon. Gene Ontology annotation, biological process: response to auxin. The coding region runs from base 69 to 374 and encodes 101 amino acids.
CUUAACCACUAAAACAACUUUUCUAUUUCAACCUUUGAGGUGCAUUUCUUUAUUUGUUGAUUCUGAGUAUGGGGAUCAAAUUGAUAGGCAUAGCUCAUGCCAAGGAGAAGCUCCAGAGAACACUUUCAGCAAGAUAUGGAUCAGCUGCAGACACUAAUGCUGAGGUUCCGAAAGGCCAUUUUGCUGUUUAUGUUGGAGAAGGAAAGAAGAAGAGAUUUGUGAUUCCAAUAUCAUAUUUGAACCAUCCUUUGUUCCAAGACUUGUUAACCAAGGCUGAGGAAGAGUUUGGAUAUGAUCAUCCUACAGGGGGUCUCACAAUUCCAUGCAGUGAAGACUACUUCCUUAGUGUAACUUCAGUUCUAAAUUGUUCAUAG